Molecule: messenger RNA, 2627 nt
Organism: Apis florea (little honeybee)
Lineage: Eukaryota; Metazoa; Arthropoda; Insecta; Hymenoptera; Apidae
Product: RNA-binding protein 28
Cellular component (GO): nucleolus
Molecular function (GO): mRNA binding
Source: RefSeq, a predicted model, not a curated record
ACUAUUUAAUAUUUUGUAUUUAAUAUUUAAAAUUAAAAUUAAAAUUAUUUUUUAAAUUUAUAAAAAAAUAUAGAAAUAUAAUCGUUAUAUUUAAGAAUUACUAUAUUUUAGAAGCAAUAUUAUUAUUAUUUAAUUUAUUGUAAAUUUUUAAACUUGAGUUUUAUUUAUAUAUAAAACUAUUCUUAUACUUGUAAUACACGUGGCACUCUUAACCUAAAAAGUAAACGAUUCUAAUAUAAUGUUAGUAAAAUUAUUUUAUGUUUCAUAAAAUUGUAGAUAUCGGAAGUUUAUUUAUAAAAAAAGUUUUAAUAAUUCAGAAGUAAACAUUCAAUAUGCGGAAUAUAAGUAGAACUGACAAGAAGAAACUUUCUUGGAUAUAUAGAAAGAAAACAAAAUUACAAAAAUCAAACGAAUCAACACAAAAUAUAACUGAUAAUAUAGAUGAAAAUAAGAAACCUAGAAUUAUUGUUCGUAAUAUACCAUUUAAGGCAACUAAAGAAGAUGUAAAAAAGUUAUAUGAAUCGUUUGGUGAAAUUUUAGAAAUAAAUUUUCCAAAACGUAUUGAUGGUACAUUAGUUGGAUGUUGUUUUAUUCAAUUUAAACAAUUAGAAGAUGCAUCAAAAGCAAUAUUUAAUACAAAUAAAAAAGAAUUUCUUGGUAGAGUAAUAUCUAGUGGUUGGGCUGUUUCAAAAUCAAAAUAUUGCGAAAAAUUGAAAAAAGAAUCAGAAAAUUUAAAUGAUAAUGAUCAUGCAGAUGAAAAUGGAGAGGAAAAUAAAAAUGAAAAAUUCAAAAAUAAAGCAAAAAAGAAAGAUAUUGGAAAAAAAGAUCAAUCUAAACAAGAAAAAUUGUUAUAUGCAAAAAAGGAGAAAAGAAAAUGGUUAAAAGAAAAGAAUCGAAAGAAAAGAGCAAGAGUUGUAGUUAGAAAUUUAUCAUUCCAAGCAAUGGAAGAAGAUUUGGAAAAACAUUUUUCUCAAUAUGGCACAAUAGAAGAAAUUAAAAUUUUGAAAAGAGAAGAUGGUACAAAAAUAGGAUGUGCAUUUGUUCAAUUUGAACAUGUACAAAGUGCAGCUAAAGCUAUACAUUAUGCAAAUUUAAAACCACUUUUAGAUAGACCUAUUAUAGUUGAUUGGGCUAUACCCAAAAAUAAAUUUUCUAAGAAUAAUUCUGAAAAUAUAAAUCAGGAAGAUGAAAUAAAAGUAAAAGUAGAGAUAGAAAGUGACGUAGAAGAUAAUAUAGAUAAUAUAAAAAUUAAUUCAAAUGAAGAAUUAAAUGUUGAAGAUGAAAAACAUGAUAUUGUUACAGAAAAUGAUGAAUUUAGUAGCUAUGAUUUAGAAGAAGUAGAAACAGAAAAUGAUGAAAAUGAUCAAGAAAAUGAAGUUAAAGAACAAAAACAGAUGGAUAUAAAGGUAAAAUAUCCACGUUUUGAGUCUCACGAUGUUUCUGAAGGAAAAACUGUAUUUUUGAAAAAUGUACCAUUUUCUGUAAAGAAUCAUGAAUUAAAAAAAUACAUGGAACAAUUUGGGCCAGUUUAUUAUGCUCUUGUAUGCAUAGAUUCAUUGACUGAAUAUUCAAGAGGAACAGCAUUUGUUAAAUUUAAGAAAGUUGUAGAUGCUGAAAAGUGUUUGUCAGCAGGAAAUAAAUUGCAAAUGGAAGAUCAAAUACUUGAAGCAUAUAGAGCCUUAGAUAAAAAUGAAGUUGAAAAUAAAGAAAAUUUAAAACAACAUAAACAAAAGGAUUCUAGAAAUUUAUAUCUUAUAAAAGAAGGAGUUGUAUUAGCUGGAAGUCCAGCUGCUGUUGGAGUUUCAGCAGCAGAUAUGGCAAAACGAUUACAAAUAGAACAGUGGAAAUCACAAAUAUUACGAAAUUUAAAUAUGUUCGUAUCAAGAGUGCGACUCGUUGUUCAUAAUUUACCACCUACAUUAGACGAUUUUAAAUUCAGAAAAAUUUUUGAACGUCAUAGUCUUCCCACUACGAUCAUUAGAGAGGCACGUGUUAUGCGAGAUAUAAAAGAUGUGGAUAUUAAAGGAGUGGGAAAAUCGAAAGAAUAUGGAUUUAUUUCAUUUACGAAACAUGAAGAUGCACUUCAAGCUUUGAGAAAUGUAAAUAAUAAUCCAAAUAUAUUUACGUCUAAUAGGAGACCAAUCGUGUCAUUCUCGAUAGAAAAUCGGAUUAUGGUAAAUGCUAAGCGAAAGAGACUUGAAAAAAGUCGGGAGAAUAAUCCUCUUUGGACGGGGAAUAAAAUGAAAAGAAAAAAAGAAAAUACGAAUGAAGAAGUUCCAGAAAAGAAAUUAAAAACUGAAAAUGUAGAUGAGUUUAAAAAACCAUAUGCUGGAAUGAUUGGAAAACCUGGUGUAAAUAAAUUGCGAUCGAAACAUAAUUUAAAAACUCAAGCAAUAGUGCAUAAUCGAGCAAUAAAAAAAGAAAAAAUUAAAAAAUUAUCUAAAAAAUUAGAUAUGAAAAGAAAACAAAAAAUUAACGAUCAAAAUAAAAUCAAGCCAAAACAAAAGACAAAAAUAAACCACAAUGACAUAAAUUUGGAGAAACUUGUAAAUAAAUAUAAAGAUAAAUUAAAAUCGAUAGAAUUGAAAAAAUCUAAAUGGUAUGAAUCAUAGAAUCUAAUUAAUAUA